Drosophila erecta is the source of this 872-nucleotide messenger RNA. Its product is annotated as seminal metalloprotease 1. The coding region runs from base 63 to 827 and encodes 254 amino acids. The record is from RefSeq and is a predicted model, not a curated record. NCBI's taxonomy places the organism in Eukaryota, Metazoa, Arthropoda, Insecta, Diptera, Drosophilidae. Gene Ontology annotation, molecular function: zinc ion binding; metalloendopeptidase activity. The transcript is spliced from 2 exons. Gene Ontology annotation, biological process: proteolysis.
ACCUCGUUGUCGCCAAAGCUAGGCGCCUCAAACAGUAACUUGCUGAUCGCAGAGCCAUCGACAUGAGGACCUGGGCCUUAACAUUAGUGGUCAUAUUCCUGGCCAGCUCCUGCUCGGCAGCUCCCGCCUCCCAACACAGGAUAGAAACCGAUCCUGAGUUGACAGCUGGCUAUAUGGAAGGGGACAUGGUCCCUAGUCCGGAGGGAAGGAACGGACUUCGCAACGAAAACUACAGAUGGCCAAACCGCGUUGUCUAUUAUUACAUAAAUCGCGAUAUUGACACCGAGCAUCGCAACCAUAUUCUAAGGGGAAUUCGCAUAAUAGAGCAAAGUUCCUGCUUGGUUUUCAAGGAGGCCACCACUGAUCAGAAGUAUUAUGUGAAUGUUACCUCAGAGGCUGGAGGCUGUUUCUCAUAUGUGGGCUAUCGCAACCGGGUUCAGCAGCUGAAUCUGCAGAACUACGCACUGGACACCGGCUGCUUCCGUCUGGGAACAAUUGUCCACGAGUUCCUGCAUGCCCUUGGCUUCUAUCACCAGCAAAGCACAUGGAAUCGCGAUGACUACGUCCGAAUUGCUGAGGAAAACAUAACUGAGGGCACUGAAGGCAACUUCAGCAAGUACAGCAACGAAACCGUUGAGGACUACGGAGAACCCUAUGAUUACUCAAGCGUACUGCACUACACGGCCUAUGCGUUCUCGAAGAACGGAGAGAUGACCAUUGUGCCGCUGCAAGAAGGUGCCGAAGAACUUAUGGGACAGCGAUUGCAAAUGACCCAGUCCGAUAUAAACAAACUGAACGUAAUGUACAAGUGCCCCCGACAGGUGUAAUACGUAAAAAGAGUUCAUAAAGCAAAUGUAGAUGUCUUAAUCCAA